This is a messenger RNA of Paramecium pentaurelia, 2706 nucleotides long. Lineage: Eukaryota; Ciliophora; Oligohymenophorea; Peniculida; Parameciidae. The record is from the annotation of a GenBank genome assembly.
AUGAUCUUUUAACUACAGUAUAAUACUAAACUAUCUGAUACUCUAAACAAUAGCAAAGAUUAUUGUUCAAUGCAAAAUACAAAAUGGGUUGCUCCAAAACCUAAUUAACAUAGAAUGGAGUAUCUGUAAUUCACAUAAAGAAAUAAUAAACCUCAUUCUAAAUACCCAUAAGAUAUAUUAUUCUGUCUUAUAUCUAAGGGACUUGUUCCCAUAUCAAAAUAGAAAAUGGUUAAUUUUUCAUCUAAUGAUACUUCAUGUAAUUACAAGGAUAUCACUUCUGAAAUUAAAUAAGAACAUCCAUAUUUUGGUUCAAAAUUAAAUCCUUCAAUUUCACAAGUUGAAAGAUGUCUCUAAAUUAAAUAACCUCAUAGAAAAUAAAAAAGUAUUAUUUCCACUUUAAUUUUAUAGCUAUCCGACCAUAAAUUAGAACUUAAUCAAAGGAUAAAGAUCCAAUAGAAAUUUCAACAUCUAAAAGUUGUAAAUUAGUAAGUCCUAUAAUCAAUUAAAUUGAUUAAAAGAGAAUAAUCAAUCAUUUAGAUUCCAAAUAGAAUAAUGAUAGAUUUCCCAGAACUUCAUCGACCCCUUUCAUUAAUAAAACAGUAUAAAAUGAUAAUUUGACCAGUCGUUCAGGUUCACCAAUAUAAAAAGCUUAAUAGAAAUCAAAUCAAAUUUAAAAACCAAAUAUUCAACCAAAAUUGUCCCAAAUUAAUUAAAUGAGAUAAACUCAACAUCAUUCAGAUACUCAAGUAUAAUAAUAAAAUAAUUGCAAAAUUGUAGAAUCAGUUGAAAAGAAAUCUUAAGUAAAGAGAAAGAAAAAAUAAAAAGUGUAAACAGCAUAAUAAUAAUAAAUCUUAUAGGUAUAAAACUCUUAAAAAGAUAAACUUAAUUAAAAGCACACUUCUUAUCGUUGCUUUAUAAAUUAAAUCAAUUUUUCUAAUAAUUAAUGUAUUUAGUCUCCAUUGAAGAUGGAUAUUCCUGCUUAUUACUUUUAUGUAGGUAAGGGUAAUAAUGGAAAUUUGUUAAAGAAUCUCUUUAGAUAAAGAUGGUGGUGGUAAGAAGUAGAAUCACUAGAUUUAAGUAAAGUGAAUAUGGCUUGGACUUAAUUGAAAUAAAAUGCAUUUAUUGAAUGUUUACCUACUUUUACAAUUAAUAAUACUAAUCAUUAUAAUGAUCAUAUUGAAGAUAAUGUUGUUGUUGAACCAACUGAUUCUGAAAUUGAUAUCCACAUUAAACCUAGAUCUGUACAUAUUUUAAGUAUCAAUCAAUUAUUAAAAUAAUCCAUUUAAUCGAAGAAUAAUGUAUAAAUCAAUAAUUUAAACUAAUUAAAGAGGAUCUAUAAUUAAGUUGAUUUAAAUAAAAUUCUCAACUAUAUGAAAUUAAACAAUUAGUCAGAUUUAUAAAUUGUGUUCAGUGAUUGUACUGAAAAAUUGCUUAUGUCUAUUAAAGGAGUAAAAUAUUUACAUAAUUGCUUAGUUCUAGACCACCAUUCAAUUAGAUAGUAAAAAUUACAAGAUGCAUAAUCAUAUGCAAGACAAUUGGCAUUUAGGGAAUAAGAAAGCUCUAUUUUAUAAUAUGAGAAAUUAUUUCAAAAUUAUAAAAGAAGAUUAUACUAAGUAUAUCCCAAUUACUUUUCAUAUUUAAUAAGGUAUGACUGAUACUGAAUACUUUAAAUUUAUUGAUUAUUAUAAUAAAAGAUAAGAAGAAAUUAAAGAAAUAGAACGUAAAUAAUAAUCAGAAUAUAGAAGAGAUAAGAGAUCAAAACCUAUUAGUCUUUGGAUUGUGAAACCAGGUGAAUGUACUAAUAGAGGAAAUGGAAUUACUGUUUGUUAGGAUUUAUAAGAAAUCAAUAAAAUUUUGAAUGAAGAAUAGCCUGAUGAUAGAUAAAGAACUUAUAUUGUUUAAUAGUACAUUGAUAAUCCAUUCUUAUAUAAUAAAAGAAAAUUUGAUAUUAGAUGCUAUAUGUUGUUAACCUCUUAAAAUGGAAUAUUUAAAGGAUAUUGGUAUUAAGAAGGUUAUAUUCGAACUUCAUCAAAAGAAUUUACAACUAAGUGUUUAAAUAAAUAUAUUCAUCUAACAAAUGAUGCUGUUUAAUCAAAAGAUGAAGAUUAUGGAAAAUUUGAAUUUGGUAACAAGAUCUCCUUUCUUGAAUAUUAAAGAUACCUUGAUACUUAUCACUCUUAAUCUAAAUUCAAUUUUUUUAUAGAUAUCUAUCCUAAAAUGAAGAAUAUUGCGUUAGAUUUAAUGAAAGCUUCAUAUGGUAAAAUUGAUCCAGAAAGAAGAUCAAAUAGUUUUGAAGUACAAUAUAAAAUAAAUAAACUUAGUUAUUUGGAUUGGACUUCAUGAUUGAUGAUAAUUUUAAACUUUGGCUUAUAGAAGCAAACACUAAUCCAUGUCUAGAACUAUCCUGUCCACUCUUAAGUAGAAUUAUUCCUGCCAUGGUUGAAAACUUAUUUCGGUAUUUAAACUAUACUUAAUUCUAUUAGAAUUGCAAUCGAUCCCAUUUUCCCUCCUCCUUAUUUUGAAGAAUGGCCACAAAAUAAAAAGUUAUUCAUUCCUGAUAAUGUACUUGAAAACAAUCGUUUUGAACUUAUUUUCGAUGAAUUAAUUGAAAAGAAAUCUAUGUUCAAUUUAUACAGAGAUAGUAAAUUUGAAUAAGAUUGUUUCAAAAUAGAAGAAGAAGAAGAAGAGGAACAAGAAAAAGAUUGA